Gadus chalcogrammus (walleye pollock) is the source of this 3405-nucleotide messenger RNA. Its product is annotated as E3 ubiquitin-protein ligase TRIM39-like. The coding region runs from base 506 to 1654 and encodes 382 amino acids. The record is from RefSeq and is a predicted model, not a curated record. The transcript is spliced from 2 exons. Lineage: Eukaryota; Metazoa; Chordata; Actinopteri; Gadiformes; Gadidae. Gene Ontology annotation, molecular function: zinc ion binding; protein binding.
CAGGUAUUAGGGGCGGAGUGGAGAGGAUGUCUUGUUCAGGUAACGAAACUUAACAUUCAUAGAAACCAAAGCCAACAGACGUGAAAGAAGUUCUCUCUUUCAGGAGGAAAAUAAAACGCAUUUUGGAACAAAUUGUCUGACAGGCGGAGAAACACAACAAGGAAUGGCCUCUGCUAACACUUCCUGUUCUGAGGAGGACUUUUCAUGUUCCAUCUGUCUGGAUGUGUUCAGCAGCCCGGUUACCACACCGUGUGGACACAACUUCUGAAUAACCUGUGUUACAAAGUUCUGGGAUGAACAAGUCAAGUACAAAUGUCCUGUUUGCAACCAGAUCUUCGACACAAAACCUGAUCCACGGGUCAAUACCCUCUUAUCAGAGCUGGCUGCUCAGUUCAGAACAACCGUACGAGUUAAAGAGCAGCCUUGUGUUGAACCAGCAGAAGUUCCCUGUGACGUAUGUACUGGGACCCAGCAGAAGGCCGUGAAGUCCUGCCUAGUGUGUUUUAUGUCUUUCUGCCAAACCCACCUGGAGCCACAUCAGAGAGUCGCAGGCCUGAAGAAACAUCGGCUGGUCGAGCCUAUGGACCGUCUGGAAGACAGGAUGUGUAAGAAACACAACCGACUUCUGGAGCUCUUCUGCCCGACUGACCAGGUGUGUGUGUGUCUGUUGUGCACAGUGACAGACCACAAGUCCCAUCCUGUUGUACCUCUGAAGGAGGAAUAUGAACUGAAGACGGCCCAGCUGGGGAAGAUAGAGGCUGAAGUUCCGCAGAUGAUCCAGGAGAGGAAACAAAAGAUUAAGGAGGUCAAAGACAGAGUAGAACUGAGCAACAAAGUUGCAGACAGAGAGAUAGCCAUUGGUGGGCAGGUCUUCACUGCUCUGAUAGGCUGUGUUGAAAUGUGCCGCGAUGAAUUCAACCAAACGGUUCAAGAGAAACUGAAAUCCACAGAGAAACAAGCUGAAGACCUCAUCAAAGAGCUGGAGCAGGAAAUAGAAGAUCUGACCAAUAGAUGCUCAGAGGUGAAGCAGCUCUCACACACUGAAGACCACCUCCACUUCCUCCAGACCUUCAGAUCCCUGAAGGAUCCUCCACCCACCAGGGACUGGACCACGGUGGAGGUCCGUCCUCCGUCAUACGUAGGGACCUUGAAGAGAUCCCUGGAUCAGCUGGAGGAGACACUGAACAUGGAGAUGAAGAAGCUGUGUGAUGAUGCUGUACUGAAGAGGGUCCAGCAGUAUGAAGUAGAUGUGACUCUGGAUCCUGAUACAGCUGCUCCCCAGCUCAUCCUGUCUGAGGAUGGGAAACAAGUACAUGAUAGGGGUGUGGGGAAGGGACUCCCAGACAACCCUAAGAGAUUUAUAAAUUAUCUUUUUGUCCUCACGAGGCAGAGCUUCUCCUCAGGGAGAUUUUACUUUGAGGUACAGGUUAAAGACAAGACUGCAUGGUGGUUAGGAGUGGUCAGAGAGUCCAUCGACAGAAAAGGUAAGACCACGUGGACCCCUGAGACGGGUUACUGGAUUCUUCAAUACACCAAGGAUCAGACAACCCUAAGAGAUGUACAAAGUAUAUAUUUGUUCUCACGAGGCAGAGCUUCUCCUCAGGGAGAUUUUACUUUGAGGUCCAGGUUAAAGACAAGACUGCAUGGUGGUUAGGAGUGGUCAGAGAGUCCAUCGACAGAAAAGGUGGGAGCACGUGGACCCCUGAGACGGGUUACUGGACUCUUUACUACACCAAGGAUAGGUUGGUGUUUAAAGAUAACCUUGAUAUCCGUCUCCCUCUGAGAGCUGAGCUCCAGAAGGUGGGGGUGUUUGUUGAUUAUGAUGAGGGUGUGGUCUCCUUCUAUGAUGUGGAAGCCAGGGUUCAUAUCUACUCUGCUACUGGCUGCACCUUCAGUGAGCCUCUCUAUCCAUUCCUCGGCCCAGGUCCCCGUGAUUAUGGAGGUAACAACUCUGCCCCCCUGAUCAUCUCACCUGUCAAUCAAACAGACUAGGACCUUUGUUUGAUAAUAAAACUAAGAAACAACCAAAACAUUUAGAGUUGUUUACUGAAUUAGAAUCUCUACUAUGUGAGGUCUGAGAGAACUGCUUUAAUGUCGUACUGCUGAUAUUUAACGAGGAGAUGUUCUUUAAGAACAUAAUCACAGUUGUUGAAUUCCACCCAUUAUAAAUGGUUAAAUUACACAUUAUAUUUUGUCUGUUUUGUUUCCAGAUCUUUUUACACAUUUAAUGCUAUAAAGUUGUUAACAGUUGCAGUUAUAUAGAACAUAAGAGGACAUACAUGUUAAGAGGACUAAUCUGUACAAAAUAAUAAUUGUAGUUUUUUAACAUUGCUAUCUGUUUUAAUUUCUGAAUAGUGAAUGACAAAAAAACACAAUGUCCUUACACGUUCAUUGAAUCUUUUUUAAUGUGUAGGCCUACCUAUGUUAUCUAAAAUAGAUACAUUCCAGUCCAAUAGUGUUCAGUAGAAUGCCUGUCUCAGGGUAAUACAAAAAAUAAAUGUGUUUGUUGCCUAGAACCUUAAUUUUGAUAAUUUUGAGAUUGAUGGAACGUUUUAUAUCAGUAAAGAAUUGUAAACGUUAGUAGUUGAUGAACCAGUAAAACUUAAUCUCCACCAUACAACCCUUCAUGUAUUAAACACUUAAAGAAGGUCACAGUGACUAUGUAAAGAUUCUCCCCAUGUGCGUGAGUACCGUGACUUUUUCUUCUCUGCUCUCCUCUCUUCUCUUCUCGUCACCAUCCUCUCCUCUCCUCUUCUCCUCCUCUCUCUUCUCCUCCUCCUCUCUCUUACCUCUGCUCUCCUCUCUAACUCAUCUUGGAUUGUGUUCAUUAUUGUCGUUCAUUACGCAUUAAGUGUGUUCACAUGUCAAAAGUCACCACAUUUAGAUGAAUCUAAAAUAGAUGUUGUUCAACUAAACUCCCAAUGGGUGAGUUCGGCUGUAGUGAAUCACUAUGGUGACGGUGACGCUCCCGCUCGGGCGGAGUCCUCCUCCCCAUAACCACGCCCACUGACUGCCUGGACGACGCGAGGAGAGGGAGAGAGACCCCGAAGCUGUUGGCACGAGAGCCGUGGACCUCGAUACCUCUGAGCAGCCAGCAGCAUGGGAAUGAACAACCCCAUCAUACGUUUGAAUAUGUGUGUCAACUUCUCCCUGAUGGUCUGAAUAAGUCGCAAAGUGUGUCGUUAGUCGCCUUUCAGAAAUAAAUUCGCAAAUGAUACGUGCACAACUGUUAAUGAUCUGUAAUGUUUGAUACUAUUAUCUUAGUCAUUCUGUUUAUUGUGUACUUGUACUUGUAUUCGUUGUUAAAGCAUAAUGGUAAUAAACAACUCAGUCAAACCAACUGAAUGUUCUCGUGUGUUCAGCCGACUCACUAUCCUUGUGCCUUCUUGUAUUGAUUAUGUUUUA